Molecule: messenger RNA, 510 nt
Organism: Gongylonema pulchrum
Lineage: Eukaryota; Metazoa; Nematoda; Chromadorea; Rhabditida; Gongylonematidae
Source: the annotation of a GenBank genome assembly
AUGAGAUUAGCGAGUGUUCCGGGAAAAUUGUGGGAGCACAAGAAGAAAUCAGCUUUUGCAGCUAUUUUGGCGUACUAUAUUGCUGGCAAGACUCUGCGAUGGAAAAGGGAUUGCGACAUCAGAGCUGUUUAUGCGCAACAGGCGAAACGAUUUGGUGAUAUGCCACUGGCGGAAACGGAGCGUCUACGUCGAGUAACAGUGCUGGUGGAUGCGAAAAGUGGCAGCGCUUUCGAUUGCUUCAGCAAAAAUGCGUUACCACUGCUGCAUCUGGCUGGUUUGAAAGUCGAUUUGAUCCGGGCCACCGAUCGUUCUCAAUUCGAAUCAGUUGCUGAAAACAUUGAUACGACCGAAUGCGAUGCUCUGUACAUUGUUGGCGACGAUAGUGCACUUAGUGCUGCCUUAACAGCAAUUUACCGCAAAAAUGAUGCUGCAGCAGUACCAAUUGGUGUUUUUCCGGGUGGCUCUGAAAAUAAAUCACUGGCGAAUUUGGUGCCAAAUGUCUUUGGUUAG